AGAAAGCAAAAGGUAAACAAUGUCGCUGGUUGCUGAUUAUAGUGAUUCCUCAGAGUCUGAUGUGGAAAGCAGCAGCAAUGAGUCUGAGAAAGAAGAUGUAAACAAGUCAGAAGGGCCGCCCGCAGUACAGAAAAUUCCCAAAUUGCCCAGUGCAAGCGCUGCACUGGACAAUGCGGCGACAAAACGGACUGGGGAUGUAUUUAGUAAUCCGUUUCUGGAGGCGGAGCUGCACAAGACAGCUUCCCUGGAACGACACGUCAAAAUGGUAAACAACGAUACACAUAUGCAGCUAAAGAACGGGCGUAAAAUAUGUUGGAAUUAUAGGAAGGGACGCUGCCGCUUUGGCACCAGCUGCCAAUAUGCACACGACUCGGAUUUGUCGCUGGAAGCAUCAGCCGACAAGGAUGCCAAACUGGAGACUGCAGCGCAAACAUCCACACCACAUUCUAGUGCCAACAAGGGCAGGGACAGGGACAGGGACAACAAACGCAAACGUCCUGGUCUAAGCGAUGCCAUCGAACCCGGCAAGCGCGUAAUGAAAUCUUACCAGCAACAGCACCAUCUCAGCACGGGAACACGUCGUCCACCCAACUAG
Molecule: messenger RNA, 595 nt
Organism: Drosophila grimshawi
Lineage: Eukaryota; Metazoa; Arthropoda; Insecta; Diptera; Drosophilidae
Exons: 2
Coding region: 20-595 (191 amino acids)
Molecular function (GO): metal ion binding
Source: RefSeq, a predicted model, not a curated record